UGGAAGAAGACGAAGAAGAAGAAAAACACGGACAAAACAUUUGUAACGCCUUUUAUUUAAUAGAAAUAGAAUUCAAUACAAACAGCUACAUAAAUUGCAUAACAGGAUCCAUCAGAUAAACAAAGGUAGGCAUAAUAAGUAAGCUUACGCAAAACAAAAACCAAAACUAAGUAGUACUAAACAAGAACAGGGUUAGGGUUAGAGUAAUGCGAACAGCAAUGCUCCAGCCAUUCCGUUGUAUUUGCGUGUAUCCAGCCGGAGCAGUUUAAACGUAACACCGACGUGACAACUUGGAAAUAACCGUGGUAGCCGAGGCUAAGGGAGGAAGAUGAGCACUAAACAGGUGACUUGCAGGUAUUUCCUCCAUGGUGCAUGCAGGGAGGGCAGCCGCUGUUUGUUCUCUCAUGACCUCAACAACAGUAAACCCUCCACCAUCUGCAAAUUCUACCAGAGAGGACUGUGUGCCUAUGGAGAACGCUGCAGGUAUGACCAUAUCAAACCUUCAUCCAGAGGGGGAGUGGUAGGAGCUUCAGAGGAUACAGCAGGUGCAGCAGGAGGCAGGCCUUUGGUCAGAGGUGGAGCGAAGAAGACACUUGUUUUGAGAGACAAAGUGUUGGGUGUUGACAGUGUGUUGGGGGGUCCAGCUGACAUGUUGGGGUCAGAGGUCACGGCAGCUCCUCAGUCAUACGUGGACGCCAUCAGGCUGGGUCUGGACACCUCGGCGCAGGAACAAGCUAUGGCUCAAGUGUGUGGGUCCUACCAGGACCUCCCCCCGCUGUGUCCGUAUGCUGCCACUGGACAGUGUUAUUAUGGCAAUAGCUGUACAUAUCUACAUGGCAACCGGUGUGAGGUGUGUGGACUGCAGGUUCUCCAUCCUCAUGACCCCGAGCAGAGGAGAGUGCACGAGAAGAUGUGUCUGCUGGCAUUUGAGACUGACAUGGAGAAGGCAUUUGCAGCCCAGCUUAGCCAGGACAAGGUGUGUUCGGUCUGUAUGGAGGUGGUAGUGCAGAAGGCGAACUCGUCUGAUCGCAGGUUUGGUAUCCUGUCUUCCUGCUGUCACACCUUCUGUCUUGCCUGCAUCCGACAGUGGCGCUGCACCAAAAACUUCAGCAACAAGAUCAUCAAGUCCUGUCCGGAGUGCCGGGUCAUCUCUGAGUUUGUCAUUCCCUCAGUUUAUUGGGUGGAAGACCAGGAUGAGAAGGACCACCUCAUAGAACUCUUCAAGUCUGGAGUCAGUAAGAAGGCCUGUAAGUACUUUGAUCAGGGUCAUGGUUCCUGUCCUUUUGGAGGGAAGUGUUUGUAUCUUCAUGCCUUUCCAGACGGAACCCGAGCGCAACCCGACCGGCCACGGAAACAGCUGACCUCUGAGGGGAAUGUCCGGUUCAUGAACAGUGUGCGUCUGUGGGAUUUCAUCGAGGAGCGUGAGCAGCGGUCGGUCCCGCCCCUGCCAUCUUUUGAUGAUGACAUGACAGAGCUCAGGGAGCUUUUCAUGCAGAUGUCGGGACCCAGUCAUGAGGAGCUGGAGACCCUGCCCACUGCAGACCAGUAGAGACUGGACUGAGUCCUCUUGUCCAUACACUGAUAUUACAUGGAACCAUCCAUUAUCUCUACUGCUUAUCCCGAAGAGGGUUGCAGGGUGGGAGGCUGAAGCCAGUCCCAGUUGACAUUGGGUGAGAGGCAGGACACACUCUGAAUAGGUCGCCAGUCUAUCCCAGGGCUGACACUUGGAGACAGACGACCACACACACCCACACUCACUCCUACAGACAAUUUAGAGUCACCAGUCAACCGUGCUACCAUGCCACCCCUAUCAUGGAACCAUUGAAACAUUAAAUAAUUUUGCCAGCCUGAUGGUCUGUUGUGUUUCAAUCUGGGAAACUAAUGUACAUAACUUUCAUAAUUUUGAGUAAUGAUUUCUUAAUGUCAUUUCAUGUAUCAUAUAAAUAAAUAAUUAAAAAUAACUACAUUAAUAUA
This is a messenger RNA of Monopterus albus (swamp eel), 1974 nucleotides long. It is a transcript of the gene mkrn2, whose product is annotated as makorin, ring finger protein, 2. Gene Ontology annotation, biological process: protein polyubiquitination. NCBI's taxonomy places the organism in Eukaryota, Metazoa, Chordata, Actinopteri, Synbranchiformes, Synbranchidae. The record is from RefSeq and is a predicted model, not a curated record. Gene Ontology annotation, molecular function: ubiquitin protein ligase activity; metal ion binding. Bases 329 to 1549 code for a protein of 406 amino acids. The transcript has 10 exons.